GAUGAGAGAGGAGCAGAGAACAGAAAACAGAACAACAGAAAAGAGAGAGAGAGAGCAAAAAAAGGCAAAGACCCAAUUGCGCAACCAUCGGGUGGGGGUUCCCAUUUCCCAAAGAUUCGCGUUUGCGCAACAAAACCCAUUUUCCCUUUUUUUUUUGGCUUUUUUCACACAUUUGUAUUUAAAUUGGCCAAAACCAUCAUCUUGUUCUUCUUCACUUUCUCUGCAUCCUAUUCCUUUUCCUUGGUGAGUUUGACGGUCAGCUCUCACUAUGGUGGCCGAUAGCAAGUCCAAACCCGACAUUUCAUUGGCUGGGACCUUCGCCUGUAGUGCUUUCGCUGCUUGUUUCGCUGAGAUAUGUACUAUUCCUUUGGACACUGCUAAAGUUAGGCUUCAACUACAAAAGAAAGCUGUUGCUGGCGAUGCAGUGGCCUUACCAAAAUACAGGGGUAUGCUGGGUACGGUAGCUACCAUUGCCAGGGAAGAAGGUGUAAGUGCACUCUGGAAAGGCAUUGUACCAGGAUUACAUCGUCAGUGUUUAUUUGGAGGCUUAAGAAUUGGAAUGUAUGAGCCUGUUAGAAACUUCUAUGUGGGAGAUAACUUUGUUGGAGAUGUUCCUUUGUCUAAGAAAAUACUUGCUGGACUAACAACUGGUGCUUUGGCAAUUAUCGUGGCAAAUCCAACUGACCUUGUGAAAGUUAGACUUCAAGCUGAAGGAAAGUUAGCACCUGGUGUGCCAAGGCGUUAUUCCGGAGCACUGAAUGCUUAUUCCACAAUUGUUAGACAGGAAGGAGUUGGAGCUCUUUGGACUGGACUUGGACCCAAUAUAGCUAGAAAUGCUAUAAUAAAUGCUGCUGAGUUAGCAAGUUAUGAUCAAGUGAAGCAGACAAUCUUAAAAAUUCCAGGGUUCACAGAUAAUGUCUUUACUCAUCUUCUCUCCGGUCUUGGGGCAGGUUUCUUUGCUGUCUGUGUUGGUUCACCAGUUGAUGUGGUUAAGUCAAGAAUGAUGGGAGAUUCUGCUUACAAAAGCACACUUGAUUGUUUCAUCAAAACUUUGAAGAAUGAUGGACCUUUGGCUUUCUACAAAGGUUUUAUCCCAAAUUUUGGACGGCUAGGAUCCUGGAAUGUGAUUAUGUUUCUAACCCUAGAGCAGGCCAAGAAGUUUGUGAAAAGUAUAGAAUCAUCUUGAGGGUACGAGGAGAUAAUCUCAUCUGCAGUAUGGAUUUUGCAAGGGAUAGCAUCUACAGAAAAAUGAAGAUUUUUCAAAGAGAAUAAUGAAGCCCUGAUCUAUUUUUCUCUCAUCUUACUAACAGAGGAAAAUAAAAAAAUAAAAAAAAAUAAAAAAAAGGAAGGAAAAGUCCUCCUAUAGAAAUAAUAUUAUUCGUUUUUGGGAUUACAUAAUGCUUCCCUUGUCAGCAAUUUGAUAGAUUGUGAUAAUUCCUAAUUGGUUUCUUUGCCAAAUGAAAAUGACAAAUUUGCAUAGAUGUUGUUGCUGUAUGAUAACAAUGUUUUUGGUUAUAGCCCAUGGGCUAGAGCUAUAUGGUUAUACUUUACUAUGUAUGACUAGUUUGUUUUUGUUUUGUCAUCUUGGUAAAUGUCCCAAAGCAAAGAAAGUGUUUUCCAUCUUCAGGAAACAGUUUUCUGUCGCAUAUGGAUUAAAGAAAAGAAAUAAAUUCAAUUAGAUUGUGUUA
Molecule: messenger RNA, 1688 nt
Organism: Ziziphus jujuba (common jujube)
Lineage: Eukaryota; Viridiplantae; Streptophyta; Magnoliopsida; Rosales; Rhamnaceae
Product: mitochondrial uncoupling protein 1
Exons: 9
Coding region: 269-1186 (305 amino acids)
Biological process (GO): mitochondrial transmembrane transport; mitochondrial transport
Cellular component (GO): mitochondrial membrane
Molecular function (GO): oxidative phosphorylation uncoupler activity
Source: RefSeq, a predicted model, not a curated record